ACCAACUGCAAGUCAAAUCGUGAAUUGUUUGAAUAGAUAUCUUACAAAUAAUAAAUAUAACAACGAGAAUAUCAAAUCAGCCGAAUUCAAAAGAAAACUAAGGAGGGUUGGCAACAAUGAACAAAACAAAACAAAAAAGGAUUUAUUUUUAAAAACUAAGCAAGAUUCUGCAAUUGUUAAUUUAUGUAUAUCAGCAGCUUUUGCUGCUAGGGCUGGACUGGGGUUCGAAGAAAAUUUUGAUAACAGUGAAGGAUUUUAUGACAUACAAUCUGCUGACUAUACGUAA
Entrophospora candida is the source of this 286-nucleotide messenger RNA. NCBI's taxonomy places the organism in Eukaryota, Fungi, Glomeromycota, Glomeromycetes, Entrophosporales, Entrophosporaceae. The record is from the annotation of a GenBank genome assembly.